Molecule: messenger RNA, 3609 nt
Organism: Artibeus jamaicensis (Jamaican fruit-eating bat)
Lineage: Eukaryota; Metazoa; Chordata; Mammalia; Chiroptera; Phyllostomidae
Gene: GRM1
Product: glutamate metabotropic receptor 1
Exons: 8
Coding region: 1-3609 (1202 amino acids)
Biological process (GO): G protein-coupled glutamate receptor signaling pathway; regulation of synaptic transmission, glutamatergic
Cellular component (GO): postsynaptic density membrane
Molecular function (GO): adenylate cyclase inhibiting G protein-coupled glutamate receptor activity; G protein-coupled receptor activity involved in regulation of postsynaptic membrane potential
Source: RefSeq, a predicted model, not a curated record
AUGGUCCGGCUGCUGUUGGUUUUCUUCCCAGCAAUAUUUUUGGAGAUGUCCCUUCUCCCCAGAAGCCCCGGCAGGAAAAUGUUGCUGGCGGGAGCCUCAUCUCAGCGCUCGGUGGCCAGAAUGGACGGAGAUGUCAUCAUUGGGGCGCUCUUCUCAGUCCACCACCAGCCUCCAGCGGAGAAGGUGCCCGAGAGGAAGUGCGGGGAGAUCAGGGAGCAGUAUGGCAUCCAGAGGGUGGAGGCUAUGUUCCACACGCUGGAUAAGAUCAACGCGGACCCGGUCCUCCUGCCCAACAUCACCCUGGGCAGUGAGAUUCGGGACUCCUGCUGGCACUCCUCUGUGGCUCUGGAGCAGAGCAUUGAGUUCAUCAGGGACUCUUUGAUUUCCAUUCGAGAUGAGAAAGAUGGACUCAACCGGUGCCUGCCUGACGGGCAGUCUCUCCCCCCAGGCAGGACUAAGAAGCCCAUUGCAGGUGUGAUCGGCCCGGGCUCCAGCUCCGUAGCCAUUCAAGUGCAGAACCUGCUCCAGCUCUUUGACAUCCCCCAGAUUGCAUAUUCAGCCACAAGUAUCGACCUGAGUGACAAAACUUUGUACAAAUACUUCCUGAGGGUUGUCCCUUCUGACACUUUGCAGGCAAGGGCGAUGCUUGAUAUAGUCAAGCGUUACAAUUGGACCUAUGUCUCUGCGGUCCACACGGAAGGGAAUUAUGGGGAGAGUGGAAUGGAUGCUUUCAAAGAGCUGGCCGCCCAGGAGGGCCUCUGCAUCGCCCAUUCGGACAAAAUCUACAGCAAUGCGGGGGAGAAGAGCUUCGACCGGCUCCUGCGCAAGCUCCGAGAGCGGCUUCCCAAAGCCAGAGUGGUGGUCUGCUUCUGCGAAGGCAUGACGGUGCGAGGCCUCCUGAGUGCCAUGCGGCGCCUGGGUGUGGUGGGCGAGUUCUCACUCAUUGGAAGUGAUGGAUGGGCAGACAGAGAUGAAGUCAUUGAAGGUUAUGAGGUGGAAGCCAAUGGGGGAAUCACAAUAAAGCUGCAGUCUCCAGAAGUCAGGUCAUUUGACGACUAUUUUCUGAAACUAAGGCUGGACACUAAUACGAGGAAUCCCUGGUUCCCUGAGUUCUGGCAACAUCGGUUCCAGUGCCGCCUACCAGGACAUCUUCUGGAAAACCCGAACUUUAAAAGAAUCUGCACAGGCAACGAAAGCUUAGAAGAGAACUAUGUCCAGGACAGUAAGAUGGGCUUCGUCAUCAACGCCAUCUACGCCAUGGCCCACGGGCUGCAGAACAUGCACCACGCGCUCUGCCCGGGCCACGUGGGCCUCUGCGAUGCCAUGAAGCCCAUCGACGGCAGCAAGCUCCUGGACUUCCUCAUCAAGUCCACGUUCAUCGGUGUGUCUGGAGAGGAGGUGUGGUUUGACGAGAAAGGGGACGCUCCUGGAAGGUAUGAUAUCAUGAAUCUUCAGUACACUGAAGCUAAUCGCUAUGACUAUGUCCACGUGGGCACCUGGCAUGAAGGGGUGUUGAACAUCGAUGACUACAAAAUCCAGAUGAACAAGAGUGGGAUGGUGCGGUCUGUGUGCAGUGAGCCUUGCCUGAAGGGCCAGAUUAAGGUUAUCCGGAAAGGAGAAGUCAGCUGCUGCUGGAUUUGCACGGCCUGUAAAGAGAACGAAUACGUGCAGGAUGAGUUCACCUGCAAGGCCUGUGACUUGGGCUGGUGGCCCAAUGCAGAGCUCACAGGCUGUGAACCCAUUCCUGUCCGCUACCUUGAGUGGAGUAACAUAGAGUCCAUCAUAGCCAUCGCCUUUUCCUGCUUGGGCAUCCUCGUUACCGUGUUUGUCACGCUCAUCUUUGUGCUGUACCGGGACACACCAGUGGUCAAGUCUUCUAGUCGAGAGCUCUGCUACAUUAUCCUCGCUGGUAUCUUCUUGGGUUACGUGUGCCCUUUCACCCUCAUUGCCAAACCGACCACCACAUCCUGCUACCUCCAGCGCCUCCUGGUGGGCCUGUCCUCUGCCAUGUGCUACUCGGCUUUAGUGACCAAAACCAACCGCAUCGCGCGCAUCCUCGCUGGCAGCAAGAAGAAGAUCUGCACCCGGAAGCCCAGGUUCAUGAGUGCCUGGGCCCAAGUGAUCAUUGCCUCCAUUCUGAUUAGUGUACAGCUAACCCUGGUGGUAACCCUGAUCAUCAUGGAGCCCCCCAUGCCCAUUCUGUCCUACCCGAGUAUCAAGGAAGUCUACCUUAUCUGCAAUACCAGCAACCUGGGUGUGGUGGCCCCAUUGGGCUACAAUGGACUCCUCAUCAUGAGCUGUACCUACUAUGCCUUCAAGACCCGCAACGUGCCCGCCAACUUCAAUGAGGCCAAAUAUAUCGCCUUCACCAUGUAUACCACCUGCAUCAUUUGGCUGGCUUUUGUGCCCAUAUACUUCGGGAGCAACUACAAGAUCAUCACUACCUGCUUUGCAGUGAGCCUCAGUGUAACGGUGGCUCUGGGGUGCAUGUUCACUCCCAAGAUGUACAUCAUUAUCGCCAAGCCGGAGAGGAACGUCCGCAGUGCCUUCACCACCUCCGAUGUAGUGCGCAUGCAUGUCGGCGACGGCAAGCUGCCCUGCCGCUCCAACACUUUCCUCAACAUUUUCCGGAGAAAGAAGCCGGGGGCAGGGAGUGCCAAUUCUAAUGGCAAGUCUGUGUCAUGGUCUGAACCAGGUGGAAGACAGGUGCCCAAGGGACAGCACAUGUGGCACCGCCUCUCUGUGCACGUGAAGACCAAUGAGACGGCCUGCAACCAAACAGCCGUCAUCAAGCCCCUCACUAAAAGCCACCAAGGCUCUGGCAAAAGCCUGACCUUUUCAGACACCAGCACCAAGACCCUUUACAACGUGGAGGAGGAGGACGCCCGGCCUGGUGGCUUCAGCCCUCCGGGCAGUCCUUCUAUGCUGGUGCACCGACACGUGCCAACGGUGAGCACCCCGCCUCUGCUGCCCCACCUGACAGCGGAGGAGACCCCCCUGUUUCUGGCCGACACGGCCAUCCCCAAGGGCUUGCCCCCGUCCCUCCAGCAGCCGCAGCCUCAGCAGCCGCCGCCGCAGCCGCCGCAGCCGCAGAAAUCCUUCAUGGACCAGCUCCAGGGAGUGGUCAACAAUUUCAGCACCGGGAUCCCGGAUUUCAACGCUGUGCUCGCCGUGCCCGGGGGCCCGGGGAACGGGGUGCGGUCCCUGUACCCGCCCCCGGCGCCCCCGCAGCACCUGCAAAUGCUGCCGCUGCAGCUGAGCGCCUUCGGGGAGGAGCCCGCCUCCCCCGCCGGCGAGGACGAGGACGAGGAGGAGGACGACAGCGAGAGGUUUAAGCUCCUGCAGGAGUACUUGUACGAGCGGGAAGGGAACACGGAGGAAGAUGAGCUGGAAGAGGAGGAGGAGGACCCCCCAGCGGCGGCCGCCAGCAAACCCACCCCAGAGGAUUCGCCCGCCCUGACGCCCCCCUCGCCUUUCCGCGACUCCGUGGCCUCGGGCAGCUCGGCGCCCAGCUCCCCCGCGUCCGAGUCGGUGCUGUGCACCCCUCCCAACGUGACCUACGCCUCGGUCAUUCUGAGGGACUACAAGCAAAGCUCCUCCACCCUGUAG